Molecule: messenger RNA, 729 nt
Organism: Limanda limanda (common dab)
Lineage: Eukaryota; Metazoa; Chordata; Actinopteri; Pleuronectiformes; Pleuronectidae
Gene: tlcd5a
Product: TLC domain containing 5a
Exons: 2
Coding region: 1-729 (242 amino acids)
Cellular component (GO): membrane
Source: RefSeq, a predicted model, not a curated record
AUGGCACUGCUCGUGGUUUACUCACUCCUGUGCCUUUCCUGCUGGGCCUGCUUCUACUUUAUCGUGUGUUAUGUCAACGGCUCCAGGAGCUAUGAGUGGAACUGCCGCCUCGUCACCCUGGUACAUGGCAUCCUUGCAGUCUGCAUCACAGGAUAUAUAGGCUAUGUGGAUGGACCCUGGCCUUUCACCUAUCCAGGUACCAAGAACACCCCUCUGCAGAUAAGUGCCAUGGUGGUGAGCCUGGGCUACUUUAUCUUCGACAUGGCCUGGUGUGUGUACUUCCGCACAGAGGGACCCGUUAUGCUGGCCCACCACACCAUGAGCAUCCUGGGAAUCCUGCUGACCCUGUGGCUGGGGGAGUCUGGCAUCGAGUCGUGUGCGGUCCUCUUCGGCAGUGAAAUCACGAACCCACUCCUGCAGGCACGCUGGUUCCUCAAACAGACGGGACAUUACAGGUCGCAGCUGGGGAACGCCGUGGACGUCCUGUUCGUGCUGCUCUUUGUGGUGAUGCGCAUCUUCGUGGGAGGCACAAUGCUGUACUGUGAGCUGAUCUCCCCGAGACCCAGAUUCUUCAUCAAGUGCGGGGGAGUGGCCAUGUACGCUCUCUCCUGGGUGUUCAUGGUGGACAUUGUUCGAUUCGCCAGAAGAAAAAGCAAGAGCUGGCACCAGCAGCAGAGAGAGCAGCCGGAGACAGUCGCAGCUAAUGGGCAUGAAGGGAAGAUGGACUGA